Loa loa (African eye worm) is the source of this 738-nucleotide messenger RNA. RefSeq names its product HAD-superfamily hydrolase. Gene Ontology annotation, molecular function: phosphatase activity. The record is from RefSeq and is a predicted model, not a curated record. The transcript has 3 exons. Lineage: Eukaryota; Metazoa; Nematoda; Chromadorea; Rhabditida; Onchocercidae. The coding region runs from base 1 to 705 and encodes 234 amino acids.
AUGGGUUCAAAACCAAAAAUAACACAUGUGAUCUUUGAUUUGGAUGGUGUAUUGAUUGACUCAGAGCGUGUUAACUUCCAAAUAUAUCAGAAAAUUUGGAGCAAAUAUGGGAAAAUUUUUACGCCUGAACUAAUGCUUCGAAUCACAGGGACACCAAUUUCAAACAGUGCACCAUUUCUCAUUCAACAUUUUAAUAUGGAUGGACAACUUUCAACUGAGGAAUACCGUAAACAGUAUAAUGCGCUAGCCGAUGAACUUUUGGCUAAAUGUCCGCUUGUUCCUGGUAUUAUGCGAUUAGUACGACAUUUAGCGAAGCAUAAGAUACAUAUGGCAAUAUGUACUAGUUCGAAUAAAAUCGAGUUUGAUGCAAAGAUGGCUAUGCAUAAGGAAUUACUCGAUUUGUUUUCUUUAAUUGUUUUGGCUGGAGGUGAUCCAGAAAUUAAACGUGGAAAACCAGCUCCGGAUCCAUUUUUGGUUACAAUGAAUCGAUUCAAAGAAAGAGUAGAAAGUGCUGCGAAUGUUUUGGUAUUUGAAGAUUCAGCAAAUGGUGUUCGGGCAGCCAUUGCUGCUGGUAUGCAAGUUGUUAUGGUUCCCGAUAUGUCAUAUAUGAAACCACCCGAAGAAGUGAUCGACAAAAUUGGGUGUAUUUUGAAGAAUUUUGAAGAAUUUAAACCGGAAAGUAUGGGCUUACCACCGUACGAUUGAAAUACUGCUGAAUUCUUCGGUGAAGUUUCCGAU